AUGGCCGCUUCCCCUCGCUCAGCGAUGAAUCCUGCGCAGGGGUCGCCGCCGUCCCAGGACGCCAAGCAGCUCCAUCCCAAAGAGGAGACGGACACCGAGGGAGAGGAGCCGCAGCCCAAAGACAUGACCACGGAGAAAGGAUACAAGCAGCCGCGGAGCAGCCUCCCGUUCAGCGUCGAGUCUCUGAUUUCCAAGAAGCCCACCUGUCGGACCUCUUAUCCCCCCUCAGACUCCUCCGCGCUGGGGCUCCCCAAGCCCGCGGCGGGACAGUUCUCUCCAAGGACUUUUUACGCGGAGAGCAAAGUGUCCGCGGAGAGCUCGCAGGGAGUUUCGAGCAGCUCCAGCGAGGACAGCCCGCAGUUCUGUGAGAAGGAGCAGAGCACUUGGUACCAGCCGUCCUCCUUCUCUACACCUCCUCGCAGCACGAGUCCACCUCCGUGUACUUUAAGGAAACACAAAAACAACAGGAAACCUCGGACACCUUUCACUACCUCUCAGCUGCUGGCGCUGGAGCGCAAGUUUCGCCAGAAACAGUACCUCUCCAUCGCCGAGCGAGCCGAGUUCUCCAACUCGCUCAACCUGACGGAGACUCAGGUGAAAAUCUGGUUCCAGAACAGGCGGGCCAAGGCCAAGAGACUGCAGGAGGCCGAGCUGGAAAAGUACAAACUGGCCUCCAAGCCCGUGCUGCCCGCCUUCGCGCUGCCGUUCCCCAUCGGUGCGCACAUGGGCUCUCCAGCGUGGGGCCCGUCCAACGCCUUCCACAGGCCCAGUCUGCCGGUCCCAGGACUCUUCAGUGGACCCGUCACUUAUGGGAUGUACUAUUUGUCUUAG
Limanda limanda (common dab) is the source of this 831-nucleotide messenger RNA. RefSeq names its product homeobox protein MSH-C-like. NCBI's taxonomy places the organism in Eukaryota, Metazoa, Chordata, Actinopteri, Pleuronectiformes, Pleuronectidae. Gene Ontology annotation, biological process: regulation of transcription by RNA polymerase II; embryonic morphogenesis. Gene Ontology annotation, cellular component: nucleus. The transcript is spliced from 2 exons. Gene Ontology annotation, molecular function: DNA-binding transcription factor activity, RNA polymerase II-specific; RNA polymerase II transcription regulatory region sequence-specific DNA binding. Bases 1 to 831 code for a protein of 276 amino acids. The record is from RefSeq and is a predicted model, not a curated record.